AAAGUAAUUUACCUUAUUUACUUUUAGAUAUGAGCAACAAAUUAUCGUCAUAGGUCAACAUCGUUUUUUUAGAGCGCAUGCUCGUUUGUUAUAUUCCAUUUGCUCCGCGAACAACGAACAAACUGCAACUGUCACUGUCAGUUUUUGUACUAUGUCUUGACGCGUGUUUGCAGCGCUGGUUAUUUUUAGUGGUGUGAGAUAAAAUGGCAGAAAAUGGACGAGGAAUUCUCGAACAAUCCAAACCUUCAGUUGACAAAGAUACGCGGUUACGUAGCGUGAAAGAGCGACAAAAUGAAGAAAGGCAGAGGAAACUGGAGGAAAUCAAGGCACAAGCGCUUGCUGCACAAAUUUUUAAGGAACAGAAAGAACAGGAAAGGCGUCGACGAAUAGAUGAAUUGAGGGUUAGAGACGACGAGAAACGUCAUCAAGUAGAAGAGCGAAAAAGAGCAAUAAACGAUGCGGAACGAGAUAGACUACAGUUCAUCUUAAAGAGGAACCAAGAGCGAGAGCAACGUAUCGAAUCGAGGAGGAAGAACGAGAGGAGUAGCGCUGUGUUUGCGUUUGGAUCAUCGACGCCUCGAUUGUUAGAUCCCAGUGAAAUGAGCGUAUCAUAUUGGGGCGCCAGACGAGCUACGUCCAUUCAAAAUAUUAUUACUUCCGUUAAUAAUUCUUCCGCGCUCACACGGAGGCAGUCCGAAAGAGAUUUGGAUACAGGAAGUAAAAAGCGUGCUACUUCUGCUACUGGACUGGAGAGAACUGGCGAGGGUAAUGCACCAGUUAUACCAGCAGGCUGCGUAAGCGGUUACAUAGGACGUAGGCGCACUGACCUAGUCCCCACCAUUCCGACAAAAGACUCAAUCAGUUCAUCCCAUAAAUCCCUUAACCACUCACCAGGUAGGGCUUAUUCAAUGUCGCGCUUAGACCAGCUUGCGAAACCACGCAAAAGGCACGAUAUGCCCUCUUUAAUCGAAUCUGGAAUGUCCGGAUCCUCCUAUAACCUAUCCCAGUCCCGCGACUUUCCCAUGACCCGUAGCGUGAGCCACAUUGCCGUACGUAAAUCAAGACCCAGAGGGGAGUUGAAUAAGGCGGACAGUCGCAGCAUGCAACAGCUGUCUGAGAGACCUGUCGUAGGGCCACCUCGCACAACUCGCGCCACUCAAUUGAGGGACCAAAAAGUGCUCGGUUCCUCCAAUUGUAGUGAUGCAUCAUCAAGGCCGAGUAGUUCCCUUAGUCAACAAAGCACAAAUAGUAUUGCCAGUUCAGUAAGUGUGAGGCACCGUUUCAAUCCUGGUCCAAGAAAACCAAGGCCAGUGAGUAUUGCUGUAACUGGUGUAACACACGAAUUAAAAGGCGAAUCCAAACCACCUCUUCCGAAACCGAAAAAACCGAUGCAAAAACCAAGCGAAAAAAUUGUAAAGAAUAGAGCUAAGACACCUGUAGAUACUGGACCGAAAACAAUUGUUAAAAGUACGACGGGUAAAGAUGAUUUUAAAAAACCACACGAUAGAGCAACUAAUGGUAAUCAAAAGUCUGAAGUAAAUAAUCUCCCUCCACUUGAUCCCAAAUCUACAAUUGUGAAUGGGAAAGUAGAAUCUGAUGUAGUAAAUGUGCCUCAACAUGUUAAAAGUGAUGUAGAAGUAGUAUCAGAAAAAAUUAAAAUAGAAAAUAAUAUAAACGCGACUGUCGAAAUUAGGAAAGAAGUUGUAGAGGAAGCCCUUUUAAUUGACAUACAAUCAAAUGAUAAACAAUCAACGCUUGACAAGCAAAAUACACCUAAUGCAAAUGUAGAUCAGACGGAACAGCAGUUACAACCACAGAACGGUAUAACACUGAUUAUUCAAGAACAGCCAGAGCCUAUCGAUAAAACACCACAACCUAGUGAAAUACCGCCGCAACCCACUGAAAAACCACCACAACCUAUUGAAAAAUCACCUCAACCUACUGAAGUCACACCACAACCUGUAGAAAAUCCAUUAAAAGUUACUGAAAAGGCACCCACUGAAAAAACAGACAAUCUGUUACAACCUGAUGGUGACACUGAUGGAAUGAAUGAAAUGACUGCCUCUAUGACAAAGAGCCGUAUCACAACAGAAGAAGAAGCUAAAGCAGCAUUGGCGGAAAGAAGGAGACUGAUUAGAGAAGAGGCUGAAAGACAAGCGGAAUUAGAAAGGUUACGAAUUGAAGCUGAAGCUAAGGCCGAAUUAGAACGACAACAACAAGAGGAGGAACAGAUAAGGCAAUUAAUCGAGCUGCAAAGGCAAACAGAGCAGGAGAGGUUGCAAGAAGCAAUAAAAGAAACACAAAAACGUGAAGAAGAAGAGAGGCUAAGAAGAGAAGAAGAACAACGGAUGAAAUUGUUGAAAGAGGAAGCCGAAAAGAAAGCACGUGAAGAAGCUGAAAAGCAGAAAGCUGAAUUACAAGAAAGGCUUAAAAAUGAAGAAAAAGAAAGGGAAGCGCGACGCAAAAGAGUAGAGGCUAUAAUGUUAAGAACAAGGGGAAAAAACAAUGCUAAUUUAUCAUCAAAUAGUACUGAUGAAAAAAAUGAAAAUAAAUCUGAAGAAAUUAAAGAUAGUGUAGAUAGUAAAGUAAAUGGGACUAAACUAGAAGAACAGGAAAAUGGCACAACUAAAAUUGCUAAGGAUAUUGUUGAUAAUUUAAUACCCAAUGAAAUAGUGAAAAAUGCCAAUACAGUUACAAUAGAAUCAAUGAAUACUAACGAUUCAAUAAAUUCGAAUAAUGCGUGGCGAGAUAACCAACAGUACGGUAAUUUUGUGUUUAAUAACAAUAGUUAAAGAAAACAAAUGUCUGUAUUUUUCAGAUGCAUUGAUGUGAGAAAAUAAUUUUUAGGUAUACAUACAAUAGUUGAAUGAAUAUUUAAUGUAUGUAUGUGUGUAUAUACUGUGCUGUAUACAUCCACACAUAGUGUAAUUUUAUUGAUUUAUUAUUAGAAAUGCCCUUAUAUAACUUAUUUAAUUGUUGAUGUUUGUGUACACUUUUGCAGUUUUAAUUCUAAAUUACAGAUUAGUUCCAGAUUCUAUACAUAAAAUUCCCACUUAUCAAUGUAUAUAUUUUUCAUUCUUCAAUGUUUUUUUAAAAAGUUUAUUGAUAUUUUUAAAAAUUAUUUAAAAUUAUUCAGUUGAACCAACUGUUUUUUGACGUAAUGAUUUCUCAAAUCAGUAAGACUUAACUUCUCAGGCAUGAAACCACAAUUACAAAAACAUAUUCCUAAAAGGUAACUGUAAUAAAAUAACGGAAUUAAAGCAAAAAUAAAUAACUUUAAAUUUGGAAUUUUAAGUGUAGAUUCUGAAGAUAAUGCCUUUAAUAGUACUUCAUUACCUUGGUGGUUAAAAAAACAAUUUAGUACCAUUCAAAAUAAUUUGAAUUGUUUGAAGGACUGAUUUACUUAAGUGAUUGAGUAUAAGGAAUUGUGUAAUGUUUAAUUCAUAUUUUGGAUGGUACUCACUACCCUAUAGCUGGCGUAAUGAUUUUGUGGACUGAUUAAUGUUAAAUAUUAAAAUUGAAUUUUUAUUGAUUUUAGUUAUGUUACUGUUAAUUAUUUUAACAAAAAAGAUCUGCAACUAGAUUAACAACCGUUUCUAUGCAGAUUUUCGCAAGGGGGCCACAACCGGUUACUUUUUUUAAAUGAAUACAAAUAUUUUCCAGUAAAAAAAAACGUACUAUUAUAUUCUAAUAGUUGAAAUAUAUAAAACUUAUUGAUUGAGGUUGUGGGGAUGGGGAAGCGGUUUCUUUCUCAUUUAAAAAAAUGUUUAUUAAAUUUGUUACUAUUUACUUAUUACUAACUUGUAACUGACUAGAUUGUAAAUUUUCAACAAAUAAAAAAAUUGCUUUAUUUUUGUGUAUUUUUGUAAUUUCUAAAAAUUGUUUUAAUUAAUAAGAAAACUUGUAGAAAAUUGUAUUAUUUAUCGAUCAAAUUUUAUAAGUAAAACAUUCGUAACCGCAUAUAAAAUAUUCGACACUGCCUGAUAAUUUAGUAGAAAUGCCUGAAAUAUAAAUUUAUUUUUUUAACCAUUAAGUGUCUUUAAAAAGUUAACAUUGCUGUGUAUAAUUUAUUGUUGAGAUUAUAUGUGUAUACAAGCAGGGAUAGGUGCGUAGGAAAAAAUGGCAACUUUCUAUUAAUUGGUUACGUUUUUAGUUUUUGAUAAUGUACCCACUAGUCAAUAGUGUCAUCUAAUGCUCCAUAUUUGUUUCGUUCAUGUUUUUGCUAGAUUUCCAAAGUUAUUGAUGAUGAGUUUAGAUAUCAAUUUUUUUUAAAAAUAAUAGUUUGAAGAAUUAAAUUUUACAACAUCCUUACUAAACCUAAUGUGUCUUUCUGACUUAUUUUUCUACUGUAGAUGGUUUUAUUUUAAAUGAUAAACUGAAUGCCACCUUCAGCGAGUACUGUAAGCGAAGUUCAGUGCACUAGGCUCAUUGUGAAUCCUCUAGGGGCAAAGUGACUUCCUCUUAGUCAACCAGGUUACUAUUAUAAAUUAACCAAAAGGUGACGAUGUUUCUAGGCUAAUCUAGAUGUCCUUUGUCCCUUCAGAGGUAGUUAUUUUAGUCGCCUCUUAUGACACCUGUGAUCUAUUCUUUUUAUUCGCCUGAUGCCUAAAUAUACAUUAUUUCUUGCUUUAUUUCUGAUAUUUAUAUAUUAUAUAAUAUAUUAAAUCAGUAACUUGCAAUUAUAUUAUCUAUUUAAAAUAAUUGACUGAGGCUCAUUCAACAAUUAUUCAAAUUGAUGGAAUUGAACCAAUAUGGAAUUAUUUAAUGUCGUUUAUACUAAAUUAUUCAAUAUCUUUUCGAUUUGGUCGAUUCAGUACAACUAAUUUGUGAACAUCGAUAAAAUAAAAGCCAGACUAGACUGAAAAAGUAAAUAAUUUGUAAAACAUUAUUUAAAAAUAAAGUACUUCCUGUUUUUUUUUUCUAUGGUCUGCAUUAGAUGUCAUAAUUGAAAUUUGGAAUGCAAAAUAUAGUUUUGAUCAAAAGCAAAAAACGUGUGAUUUCAGUAUUAGUAUUGCUUUUGAUCGAAAUUAUCUUCUUCCAUUAAUAUCUUUUUACAAACUCGAUCUGUACUAGUCAUCUUGAUUGUAAGUAAAAUUUGUUGUGUAAUAUUUCUUAUUUUACUCUGCUUUUAGGACAUGUCCGUUUUUUUUUUUUUUUUUAAUAGCAGAUGUAAUUUUAUCUGCAAUUUAAGUAGUUUUUUACUGUUUUUAAUUCAUUUGGUUUUGAAUUGUGUAAAAUAUUUAUUGCAUGGAAAAGGGUAACUGUUAUUUAGUUAAUAUAUUUUAAAUUACAGCAUUAUUAAUUAACAUCAAUCUUUAAUUAUUAUACCUAGUAGAUUUUCAUUAUUCUAAUUCAUAAACUGUUAUUAAUUGAUUUUCUGUUUUUUUUUUGUUUCGUUCGAUAUUUUUCAAUUGAUUGAAAGAAAAUAAAUCACUUUAAUAUAAGUAACAGAUUAAAAAUCUUAAGAGAAACUUUCUUCUGCUGGUCAAAAGAUAUUGAUCUUCUAUGCUUUUAUAUUCUCAUUAACGGCUACUUUAGAAGUUUAGGCAUAAUGUAAAUAUUUUUUAUUUCUAAAUUGUUGCAAUUUAUAUUUGUAAUAUAAUUAUAUAUUUUUCCAAAUUUAUUUAUAGAGGGCAUACCUAGUCUACAUAAUACAUAUUUUAAUCAUGAUAAUAUGUAAGUAAUCAUUUUAGUAGUUUACUAUCCACCUUUGAAAAUUACUGAAUUUGAAAUUUCUACUGGGUGUCUAUUAUAGAUAUAAAUCUUUGACACAUUGAUUGUAAAACCGUAGCUCUUGGUUAGAAAAUAUAGAAUUAAGACCAAAAAUUACAAAUAUAUAUAUUAAUACGGUAAAUGCGAGAAAUUAUACUCACAUUUACAAUUUAAAUUUCAUAAUCUUGUAACUUAAUAAAUUAUCAGAUGGAGGCAAUUGUAGAAUAAAUAAAAAUACCGUUAUAAAUUAUAACUUUCAAUAACAAUAUGUGGUUAAAUUGCUUGUUAAAAUUGCUUUUAAUAAAUGUAAAAAAUAAAAUUGAUUUUCAUUUCAUAGUUCCCAUCAAAUAUGGCUUUUGUAAUUAUUUGCAGCAUGCACAAAAAUUUACGAUUUCAUUUAAACAAUGAAAUCCAGUUCAAUUGUACUUAAAACGUUAAAAAAUAAAUCUUCUAUUUUCUUGUUUCCUCUUCCAAAAAGACAUCAAUUUGCAUAUGGCCAUUCCUCUUCUUAUUGUUAGUCUUAUUCCAAGAAGGCUAAGGGCUUACUAUGCACUAAAUUACGAAAAAAAGACUAUACUAACGUCAUCUAUUAAUAAUGCUAAUCAUGAGCUGAAACUAACCAUUUAUUCAUAGAUAGCCAUCUGUAAUGUGUGGAGGGUGGGUUACCGCACGGCACUUAGGCCCAUUGUGCAUCCUCCUAGCUCGUGAGCCAGCCUACAGAUUUAAUGUAGUUGGCAACGUCGCCAAACACAAAUCUAAUAUUUUUAUUUUCAACUGCGCGUCUAUUUUUCUUUUCAUUUUUGAAUUGUUCUAUAAUAGACGAUUACAAAAGUGUAUGUAAUACCAAAGUCAUUGGGUCUGUGAAUUAGAGACAAAUAUUAAAUCAGAAAUUUUUAAUUCUUAGACAUUAGUAUUGUAAACCAAACCAAUACAUGUAAAAAUAGAUAUUAAUAAAAAUCAUGUACCAUGUUUAUUAGUUCAGUCCUUUCAAUAAAAUUUUAAUCAUCUAUUAUUGGUGAAUUAAAAAGUAAAGAAAAAAAUGUUGAGUGUUGCAGUCUUCUGUAUAAAAUAUCAGGUCUUCUUUGUAGCAUUAUUGGAUAAAUCCCGUUGAUUCUCAGUUCAAAUAAAUUGAUUACCCAUUUUAGUUUGUCAUAAUCCACCACUUUAUUUACACAUGUAUAUGUAAUUGUUUGUUUGUCAUGACUUAUUUUUAAUUCUGUAAUUACUCUGUCUUCUUUAUAAUUUAAAACAUGUUUCUUUUUGUUUAUUAUGUAUGUUUCCUUUAAAUAUUGUACAAUUUCUAUAUCAUUUAUGCUUUUAUAUUUUAAAUUGUUAUUUUUCAUAAAUAAAUAUCUCCUUAAUCGAA
Molecule: messenger RNA, 7078 nt
Organism: Psylliodes chrysocephalus
Lineage: Eukaryota; Metazoa; Arthropoda; Insecta; Coleoptera; Chrysomelidae
Source: the annotation of a GenBank genome assembly